AUUUGACAGGGUACAGUCAGGCAGAGCCUGCACUCCAGCUAAGCGUUCAGUUAGGCACAGACGCCCUAGCCGCUCUCCCACUCUCUCCUUGCUUUUCUUUUGGACGUUUUGGGGCCGAACAACAAAUAAGCAGCCAUGGAUGCCAUUAAGAAGAAGAUGCAGAUGCUCAAGCUCGACAAGGAGAAUGCCUUGGACAGAGCAGAGCAGGCUGAGGGAGACAAGAAGGCAGCAGAGGACAGAAGCAAACAGUUAGAGGACGAUAUAAGAGAGUUGGAAAAGAAAUUGCGUGUUACUGAAGACGAAAGAGAUAAAGUGUUUGAAGAGUUCCAAACUGCUGAAGAAAAGCUGCUGACCGCUGAGGAGGUCGCCACCAAGGCUGAGGGAGAUGUCGCAUCCCUUAACAGACGUAUCCAGCUGGUUGAGGAGGAGUUGGAUCGUGCUCAGGAGCGUCUGGCUACUGCCCUGACCAAGCUGGAGGAAGCUGAGAAGGCUGCUGAUGAGAGCGAGAGAGGCAUGAAGGUCAUUGAGAACAGGGCCAUGAAGGACGAGGAGAAGAUGGAGCUGCAGGAGAUCCAGCUGAAAGAGGCCAAGCACAUCGCUGAGGAGGCUGACCGCAAAUAUGAGGAGGUGGCCCGUAAGCUGGUCAUCAUUGAGGGUGACCUGGAGCGUACAGAGGAGCGCGCCGAGCUGUCAGAAAGCAAAUGCUCUGAGCUUGAGGAAGAGUUGAAAACUGUGACCAACAACCUGAAGUCACUGGAGGCCCAGGCUGAGAAGUACUCACAGAAGGAGGACAAAUAUGAGGAGGAGAUCAAGGUCCUCACCGACAAGCUGAAGGAGGCUGAGACUCGUGCUGAGUUCGCUGAGAGAUCAGUAGCCAAGCUUGAGAAGACCAUUGAUGACUUGGAAGAUGAGUUGUACGCUCAGAAACUGAAGUACAAGGCCAUCAGCGAGGAGCUGGACCACGCCCUCAACGACAUGACUUCCAUAUAAAUAUUUUACACCUCAUCAAAGACGCCUCCUGCCGGCUGAGCGGCAUCUGUCUGCUCUCUCCAGCCCUCUCUCAACUUUUCCUUUCCCCUCUGUCUUUGCUUUCCUUUCCUCCUCAUGUCUUCAUCCUCACGUCAAAGUUAAUUGCAUCCCAUCACUUGUACAGAAUCCUAGACUCUUUCUGCAUUGUGUAAAAAAUAAACGUCCUUCCUUCUAUGUAAGCUGUAUCUCUUUUCUCUGUCCUUUGUUUUUCUUUUUAAUUUAUUUAUUUUCAAGUGGCUCUAAUAAAACCAGGAAGCCUUGAUUUUAAGUUAUGUUUUCCAUUUUGUUUCUGCAUCUCAACAAACCAUUAGCCGAGCUUUUUCCCUGCUGUCCUUCGUUCUUGUUCUUUUUAUUUUCUUCAAAUAUUGUUCUGUGAAGCUGAGAUAUUAGGAAUAUCACAGUGGUGCCAUAGGCACAGAAACCUAGAACAACCACAGGUACUUGACUGAAAGCUGAGCCAAGUUGUCUUCUCGCAUUUGAGCCUGAUGCAUGUAAGCACUUUUCAACAUUUAGUACUGUGACAGGAGGAGCUGACUGGAAAGAUUUGAGAAUCGUAGGGGAUUAGUGUUGGAUUGCUAUCCGCAAAGAUUGUGGUGAAGUAGAGUAUACGGUGUAAAGGUGGAAUAUAGAACAGUAUGUAAGAUUUGUUGAGCCUCAUCUGGUUGCUGGAAAAAUUAGAUGAAACUGCUAUCAGUGAUGAUAAGACAUGGGCUUUGUAUGAUACACAGUAUCCUGUCAUAUAUUUAAAUAAAUAUACAAACACA
Messenger RNA from Epinephelus lanceolatus (giant grouper), 1793 nucleotides. It is a transcript of the gene tpm1, whose product is annotated as tropomyosin 1 (alpha). The record is from RefSeq and is a predicted model, not a curated record. NCBI's taxonomy places the organism in Eukaryota, Metazoa, Chordata, Actinopteri, Perciformes, Serranidae.